Bufo gargarizans (Asiatic toad) is the source of this 3130-nucleotide messenger RNA. It is a transcript of the gene GOPC, whose product is annotated as golgi associated PDZ and coiled-coil motif containing. Gene Ontology annotation, cellular component: membrane; trans-Golgi network transport vesicle; Golgi apparatus. NCBI's taxonomy places the organism in Eukaryota, Metazoa, Chordata, Amphibia, Anura, Bufonidae. Gene Ontology annotation, molecular function: transmembrane transporter binding. The transcript has 9 exons. The coding region runs from base 85 to 1437 and encodes 450 amino acids. Gene Ontology annotation, biological process: negative regulation of protein localization to cell surface. The record is from RefSeq and is a predicted model, not a curated record.
GCGACGAGCCAAUCACCGGGCGGGUCACCGGAACGCUCUGUGUCAGUGACGCUCCCGUUCUGCUGUCUAACCCGUUGCUCCGUCAUGUCGGCGGUUCCGUGUUCGGCCGCCUCGUGCGCCGGGCCUGUCCCGGGAAUGUCCAUGUUCCGCUGGUUGGAGGUGCUGGAGAAGGAGUUUGACAAGGCGUUCGUGGACGUUGACCUCUUGCUGGGCGAGAUAGACCCUGACCAGGCCGACAUCACGUAUGAGGGCAGGCAGAAGAUGACCAGUCUGAGCUCCUGCUUCGCUCAGCUGUGCCAUAAAGCCCAGACCGUCAGCCAGAUCAACCACAAGCUAGAGGCUCAGCUUGUGGACUUUAAAUCGGAGCUGACAGAGACGCAAGCAGAGAAAGUAGUAUUGGAGAGAGAGGUCCAUGACCAGCUGCUACAGCUCCAUGCCGUUCAGCUACAGCUCCAUGCCAAGAGCGGCCAGAAUGUGGACUCUGGGGCCAUCAAAGCCAAACUGUCUGUCCCUAGCAUGGACGUAUUGGAAAAGGAGCUGCAGGCCAACAAGAAGGAAAAGGUGAAGGAAGCGCAGUUGGAGGCUGAAGUGAAGCUGCUUCGUAAAGAGAAUGAGGCUCUCCGCAGACACAUUGCUGUUCUCCAGGCAGAAGUCUAUGGAGCAAGGCUGGCUGCUAAAUAUUUAGAUAAGGAGCUGGCUGGAAGGGUGCAGCAGAUACAGCUGCUUGGUCGUGAUAUGAAGGGUCCAGCUCAUGACAAGCUAUGGAAUCAACUCGAGGCUGAAAUUCACCUACAUAGACAUAAAACGGUCAUCAGAGCCUGCAGAGGACGAAAUGACUUGAAGCGACCCUUAUCUGCUCCUCAAGGGCAUCAGGAUCCAGACUGCCUGAAGAAAAGUCAGGGAGUUGGUCCCAUCAGAAAAGUGAUUUUGGCUAAAGAAGACCAUGAAGGACUUGGCAUAUCAAUCACGGGAGGAAAGGAGCAUGGUGUUCCUAUUUUAAUAUCAGAAAUUCAUCCAGCUCAACCUGCUGAUCGAUGUGGAGGCCUCCAUGUUGGUGAUGCAAUUUUGGCGGUAAAUGGUAUAAAUUUAAGGGAUGCCAAACACAAAGAAGCGGUCACCAUUCUUUCUCAGCAGAGAGGAGAAAUUGAGUUUGAAGUGGUCUAUGUCGCUCCAGAGAUAGAUUCAGAUGAUGAGAACGUGGAGUAUGAGGAUGAAACUGGACAUCGCUAUCGCUUGUAUCUGGAUGAGUUGGAGGAAAGUGGAACUAGCCCUAGGGCAAGCAGUAAAGAUGGAAGUGGAGAUGCUAAACCUUUACGAGUGUUUGACCAAAAGCAUCACAUUGAGGUACAUGAAAACGGAGAGCUGGAGUCGACAAGUGAAUCUCUGUCGGGGGACACUGCUUCCAAACUGGCGUAUUCUUCCGAAUCUCUGUCAUAGGAGCAGCCUCCUGUUAUUUAGAGGAAGAGACCAAUACUCUAGUGGAUGAGACACUACAGUCUCGAAAGAGGCCGGAUACCUAUGCCUCCAUGCGGUUUCCUCAGGGUCUGUCUGAGCAAUUCUACAUGUGCAAAAAUCUGUCACUUAUCCACUAGCAGUUGUAGCCGUUGACAUUGCAUGUUUCUUUCUUUUAUUUUCUACUUCUUUUUUGUAAGCACCAAAGCAUGUCCUUCAACUGUAACCUGAAAAAAUUGCUUUACAUGUCUGUCAUUGGUGAAACUGGACUGGUAGUGUUUACAAGACAGAAGGUGUAGAGAGAGUGGAAGAAGGGCCUCAUGAGUGCCAACUGGGCCAGCACAAUCCUCCAACCAGUAAGGCUCAUGCAGUACAUAUAUCCUGCCUUCUGCAGUCGUUUUUUGUAUGUCAACGUUUUCUAGUGAGAUUGUUAAUCCGCCCGUGUAUGUAUUUUUUAUUUAUCCAGAGUAUGACUAUACAGGGUACUCGCGGCCUUGUUCCCUGUGAGAAGGAUUAGCUACAGUGUUUGGACCUCUGAUCAUCACUUGCCAUAAGGCAUGAAUUGACUGUUUUAGCUAUAGCGUUAAGACUGUUCAAUAAAUCAGAACAUGCCAGCCCGUGGGUCGUGUGUGCAUUCAAGAGAGGGGAGAAAAAUGGCCCUUUUCUCUUAUAAAGCAGGGUUUAAAGUGCAGGUGUGGACCCAGCCAAACACUGUAGCAACUAAUGGAGCAGUGCACAUAAACAGGGACUUGCCUGUCACUAUUCGUGUAUAAAACGGACGUGAAACAGUCCUCUCCCCGUAUUGUUUCCAGCUGCACUAAAGGCAUUAUGGGAAGUGUAUAUAGUAGUUAAAUUGCUAUUUAUAAAACUAUUUAGUCUCUCCUGUAUGUGACCUGAUCUUUUUGGUGUCACUUAAAGGGGUUGACCAACUCGGAGACUUUAACAGAUGCCUGCACUGUUUUGUACCUUUUGUGAAACUCAUAAUCACCUGUUCAUGCACCCUGUCGACAUGUGUGCCACUGAUGCCAUUAACUGGUUUGAGUAGAGACAUAUCCCCCUAGCGCUGAGUAACAUGCUGUUUAGGAACACAUCACUGCUUAGGCCAGUCAUUGGCUGCAGCGCACAUGUGUCCCCUGUCCUGAAAUUUAUAGGACUUUGAACAGGAUAUUGCAAAAGAGAGCGGAACAAGAGUGGCGGUGAGUAUGAGUGAGUUUGUUUUUUGUUUUUUAACAGGUAUUGCAGGGGCCUAUUAAAGUCAUUUAAGUUGCACAACCCCUUUAAUCUAGGUUAUGUAUAUGUUUAAGACUUUUUAUACUGUAUUUUUUUAGCUUUCCAUUUUUUUUUUUGUUUUGUUUCUAUUAUAUUGACAACUCUCCAAUCACAUCCAUUACAGUAGUCAUAUGACCAUAUACUGCAUUUAUCAAUAUAUUCAUUGUCAUUUUCGUCAAAACAUGUAUGCUUUAAUAGAUAGCAGCAGUAGAAAUGUGUCCAGGAUGGCUGUCCUCUUAUCCCACCCAUCCGUGUGCGUUGUGUACAUCAUGUUUUCCAUGCCAAAAUAGUGCAAAUGGAUUUCAUACUGAUACAUAUCCAUAUCAUAACGGUAUGUUUUGUACGGUCUUCUCCUUGGGACUACAGUGAUUAUAGGUUCUACCCAAUUAAAUAAAUGCACUAAAUCUGG